UCGCGUGAGAGUUCUUAGCGUUCUCUCUCUCUCCCCCUCCAUCUCUCUCUACAAAAUUAACAGCAAAAAACCACCGAAAAAGAACGCACAAACUUUCAAAAAAAGAAAAAAACGAAAAACGAAUUUAAUUUGGAGCGCCAAAAAAGAAAAAAACCGAGAGAAUUUUCAUUUAUUUAGCAAACUGAAUUCAACCUUGAAACCCUAGGAUAUUUUUUUUUUGUGUUUUUUCUUUUGUUCGGAUCGCCAUGGAUAUCCGGUUCCCUUUCUCGCCGGCGGAGGUAGCCAAAGUCCGUACAGUCCAGUUCGGCAUCCUCAGCCCGGACGAGAUCAGGCAAAUGUCGGUUGUACAGAUUGAGCACGGUGAGACGAUAAUGGGGGGCAAGCCGAAGCCGCCGGCGGGUCUGAGCGACCCUCGGCUUGGUACCAUUGACAGGAAGAUGAAGUGCGAAACUUGCACUGCUAACAUGGCCGAGUGUCCCGGGCAUUUUGGGCAUCUUGAGCUUGCCAAGCCCAUGUUCCACAUUGGGUUUAUGAAGACUGUUCUCACCAUUAUGCGUUGCGUUUGCUUCAAUUGCUCCAAAAUAAUGGUCGACGAGGAUGACCACAAGUUUAAGCAAGCUCUGAAAAUAAAGAACCCAAAAAAUAAGCUUAAAAAGAUUUUGGAUGCGUGCAAGAACAAAUCGAAGUGUGAAGGUGGUGAUGAUAUUAACGUCCAAGGGCAAGAAUCUGAAGAACCCGUGAAAAAGAGUCGGGGUGGCUGUGGUGCCCAGCAGCCAAAGCUGUCUAUAGAUGGAAUGAAAAUGGUUGCCGAGUACAAAUCGCAGAGGAAGAAAAUUGAUGAGCAGGAACAGCUUCCUGAACCUGUGGAGAGAAAGCAGACUCUUACUGCAGAAAGAGUUCUGAGUGUUUUGAAGAGAAUAAGUGACGAGGAUUGUCAGCUUUUGGGCUUGAAUCCAAAGUAUGCUCGUCCAGAUUGGAUGAUUCUGCAAGUUCUUCCAAUCCCUCCACCUCCAGUUAGACCUUCUGUGAUGAUGGACACAUCCUCCAGGAGUGAGGAUGAUUUGACUCAUCAAUUGGCCAUGAUUAUAAGGCACAAUGAAAAUCUAAGAAGACAGGAGAGGAAUGGUUCACCUGCCCAUAUCAUUUCAGAGUUCGCACAGCUGUUACAGUUCCAUAUAGCCACGUACUUUGACAAUGAGUUGCCUGGAUUGCCAAGGGCUACACAGAGAUCAGGGAGGCCAAUAAAAUCAAUAUGCAGUAGGCUUAAAGCGAAGGAAGGUCGGAUUAGAGGGAACUUGAUGGGAAAACGUGUGGAUUUUUCUGCACGUACAGUUAUCACCCCUGAUCCAACCAUUAACAUUGAUGAAUUAGGAGUGCCCUGGAGUAUUGCUUUAAAUCUUACAUAUCCAGAGACUGUGACGCCAUAUAACAUUGAAAGGUUGAAGGAGCUUGUUGAGUAUGGGCCCCAUCCCCCACCUGGUAAAACUGGUGCAAAGUACAUCAUAAGAGAUGAUGGACAAAGGCUCGAUCUUCGUUACUUGAAGAAAAGUAGUGAUCAUCAUUUGGAGCUCGGAUAUAAGGUGGAGCGCCAUUUGAAUGAUGGUGAUUUUGUCUUGUUCAAUCGUCAACCCAGUCUCCAUAAAAUGUCUAUUAUGGGGCAUAGGAUCAAGAUCAUGCCAUAUUCAACUUUCCGGCUUAAUUUAUCCGUCACUUCGCCAUACAAUGCUGACUUUGAUGGUGAUGAAAUGAAUAUGCACGUUCCUCAAUCAUUUGAGACUAGGGCAGAAGUACUGGAGCUUAUGAUGGUGCCCAAAUGCAUUGUAUCCCCUCAGUCAAAUCGACCUGUGAUGGGAAUUGUCCAGGAUACACUCUUGGGUUGUCGUAAAAUCACGAAGAGAGAUACCUUCAUAGAGAAGGAUGUUUUCAUGAACAUCUUGAUGUGGUGGGAGGAUUUUGAUGGAAAAGUUCCUGCUCCUGCAAUUUUGAAGCCACGGCCUCUUUGGACUGGAAAACAAGUUUUUAAUCUUAUUAUUCCGAAACAGAUAAAUCUGAACAGAACUUCUGCCUGGCACGCUGAGUCGGAAAGUGGAUAUAUAACUCCAGGGGAUACAUUAGUUAGAAUAGAAAAGGGAGAGCUGCUUUCUGGAACUCUUUGCAAGAAGACCCUUGGGACAUCUUCAGGAAGUCUUAUACAUGUGAUAUGGGAAGAGGUUGGUCCAGAUGCAGCCCGCAAGUUUCUGGGUCAUACACAGUGGCUUGUCAACUAUUGGCUUUUGCAGAAUGGUUUUAGUAUUGGUAUCGGAGAUACAAUUGCCGAUGCAUCGACCAUGGAAAAAAUUAACGAGACCAUUUCAAGGGCAAAAAAUGACGUGAAAGAACUUAUCAGGAAAGCCCAAGCAAAAGAGCUAGAAGCUGAACCUGGGCGCACAAUGAUGGAGUCAUUUGAAAACAAAGUGAACCAGGUCUUGAAUAAGGCUCGUGAUGAUGCUGGAAGUAGUGCCCAAAAGAGUUUGUCUGAGAGCAACAAUCUUAAAGCUAUGGUUACUGCAGGAUCUAAAGGAAGUUUCAUUAACAUCUCACAGAUGACUGCUUGUGUGGGGCAGCAAAAUGUUGAGGGCAAGCGAAUUCCCUAUGGGUUUAUAGAUCGAACAUUGCCCCACUUCACCAAAGACGAUUAUGGGCCAGAAAGUCGUGGCUUUGUUGAGAACUCGUAUCUGCGAGGACUGACCCCACAAGAGUUCUUUUUUCAUGCUAUGGGUGGUAGAGAAGGUCUUAUAGAUACUGCCGUGAAAACUUCUGAGACUGGGUACAUCCAGCGGAGACUGGUGAAAGCUAUGGAGGAUAUUAUGGUCAAAUACGAUGGGACAGUCAGGAAUUCAUUGGGGGAUGUUAUUCAAUUUCUCUAUGGGGAAGAUGGAAUGGAUUCUGUUUGGAUAGAAUCUCAGAAACUGGAUUCUCUGAAAAUGAAAAAAACAGAAUUUGAGAGGGUUUUUAGGUAUGAGUUCGAUAAUGAAACUUGGAACCCAACCUACAUGUUACCUGAACACGUAGAGGAUCUCAAAACCAUUAGAGAGUUUCGCAAUGUGUUUGAUGCUGAAGUUCAGAAACUUGAAUCUGAUAGAUUACAACUGGGAACAGAGAUUGCUACCACCGGUGAUAAUUCUUGGCCAUUGCCUGUUAACCUGAAGAGGCUUAUUCAGAAUGCACAGAAGACCUUCAAGAUAGAUUUCCGAAGGACUUCUGAUAUGCACCCAAUGGAAAUUGUAGAAGCUAUUGAUAAGCUCCAGGAGAGGCUGAAGGUUGUUCCUGGUGAGGAUCCGUUGAGUGUCGAAGCUCAAAAGAAUGCUACAUUGUUUUUUAACAUUUUGCUCCGAAGUACUUUUGCUAGCAAAAGGGUGCUGGAGGAAUACAGGCUUACUCGAGAAGGAUUUGAAUGGGUUAUUGGAGAAAUAGAAUCUCGUUUCCUACAGUCACUUGUAGCCCCUGGUGAAAUGAUAGGUUGUGUUGCUGCACAGUCAAUUGGUGAGCCUGCUACUCAGAUGACUCUCAAUACCUUCCACUAUGCUGGUGUGAGUGCCAAGAAUGUUACUUUAGGUGUUCCCAGGUUGAGAGAAAUUAUAAAUGUAGCCAAGAGAAUCAAAACUCCAUCUCUCUCUGUCUUUUUGAAGCCUGAAGCAAGUAAAACCAAAGAGAGGGCCAAAACUGUUCAGUGUGCUUUGGAGUAUACCACUCUCCGGAGUGUAACGCAAGCUACAGAAGUUUGGUAUGAUCCAGACCCCAUGAGCACAAUCAUCGACGAGGAUGUUGACUUUGUCAGGUCUUACUAUGAAAUGCCGGAUGAAGAAAUUAACCCAGAUAAAAUCUCCCCUUGGCUGCUUCGCAUAGAAUUGAAUCGUGAAAUGAUGGUGGAUAAGAAGCUGAGCAUGGCUGAUAUUGCAGAGAAGAUCAACGUCGAAUUUGAUGAUGAUUUGACUUGUAUAUUCAACGAUGAUAAUGCUGAAAAACUGAUCCUUCGAAUCCGUAUCAUGAAUGAUGAAGCACCAAAAGGAGACUUAACUGAUGAAGCUGCUGAGGACGAUGUUUUCUUAAAGAAAAUUGAGAGUAAUAUGCUGACAGAAAUGUCUCUUCGUGGUAUCCCAGAUAUCAACAAGGUGUUUAUCAAACAUGGUAAAGUAAACAAGUUUGACGAGAAUGAUGGAUUUAAACCAGAGAAUGAGUGGAUGCUUGAUACAGAAGGUGUCAAUCUGUUGGCUGUUAUCUGCCAUGAAGAUGUUGAUGCAAAGAGAACGACAAGCAAUCACUUGAUUGAAGUUAUUGAAGUUCUUGGUAUUGAGGCAGUUCGUCGGUCACUCUUGGAUGAAUUGCGUGUUGUCAUAUCUUUUGAUGGGUCUUAUGUGAAUUACCGGCAUUUGGCUAUCCUUUGUGAUACGAUGACCUAUCGUGGACACUUGAUGGCCAUUACUCGUCAUGGUAUCAACAGGAAUGACACUGGGCCAAUGAUGCGAUGCUCUUUUGAAGAAACUGUGGACAUUCUUCUUGACGCUGCAGUGUAUGCUGAAACCGACUAUUUGAGGGGUGUUACAGAGAAUAUAAUGUUGGGUCAGCUUGCGCCAAUUGGUACAGGAGGUUGUGCCUUGUAUCUCAAUGAUGAGAUGUUGAAAAAUGCUAUUGAACUCCAGCUACCUAGUUAUAUGGAUGGUCUUGAUUUCGGCAUGACACCUUCCCGCUCUCCAGUCUCGGGAACUCCUUAUCAUGAAGGCAUGAUGUCUCCAGGUUAUCUGUUGAGCCCAAAUCUCCGUUUGUCUCCCAUAUCCGAUGCUCAAUUCUCUCCAUAUGUUGGAGGAAUGGCCUUCUCUCCUACUUCAUCCCCUGGUUACAGUCCAUCAUCUCCGGGCUACAGUCCUUCUUCCCCUGGAUACAGUCCAACCUCGCCUGGUUAUAGUCCUACUUCGCCUGGAUAUAGUCCAACAAGUCCUGGUUACAGUCCCACCUCUCCGACGUAUAGUCCCAGUUCUCCGGGCUAUUCUCCUACAAGUCCUGCCUAUUCUCCUACAAGUCCAUCUUAUUCACCCACAUCACCCAGCUAUAGUCCUACUUCUCCGAGUUACAGUCCAACCUCUCCAAGCUACAGCCCGACUUCACCAAGUUACAGUCCAACUUCUCCAAGCUAUAGUCCGACUUCACCAAGUUAUAGUCCGACUUCGCCAGCUUACAGCCCCACAUCCCCUGCGUAUAGCCCCACUUCCCCAGCAUACAGCCCGACCUCACCAUCUUACAGCCCCACAUCACCGUCCUAUAGCCCAACAUCACCUUCCUACAGCCCGACAUCGCCCUCCUACAGCCCAACAUCUCCAUCCUACAGUCCUACUUCACCAGCCUAUAGCCCCACUUCUCCUGGCUAUAGUCCAACCUCACCAAGUUACAGCCCAACCUCACCCAGCUAUAGCCCAACAUCUCCAAGUUACAAUCCUCAGUCGGCAAAAUACAGCCCCUCACUGGCGUACUCUCCAAGCAGCCCGAGGUUGUCACCAUCUAGCCCAUAUAGUCCUACAUCUCCGAAUUACAGCCCAACAUCACCAUCAUAUUCACCCACAUCUCCAUCGUAUUCUCCUUCAAGCCCCACAUACAGUCCCAGCAGUCCAUUUAACUCUGGUGUUAGCCCAGACUAUAGCUCGAGUUCUCCACAAUACAGCCCAAGUGCAGGGUACUCACCCAGCCAACCUGGCUACUCGCCAUCAUCGACGAGCCAAUACACUCCACAAACAAGCGAUAAAGAUGACAAGGAUGAUCGGAGCACUCGUUAGUCCAUCAUGAUCGCUAAGUGAUCUGAGAUUAUGCAAAAGCUUCAUGCGUGAAGUGGGCUUUGGAUCUGCGAAACUGCGUCCAAAUGCACGUAGAGACCUCAUCUUUCCGCGAGCUCUUUCACUUUGUAUUAUACUUGAAUAUGUAUCAUCAACCCGUUGCCAUCGGAACAAUUUCUGCUAGACUGAGUUUAAAAGACAUACUAAUUGAAUUCCUGCUUAUAAACGCAUCUUUUGUUUUGGGUCGCUACUGAAGUCAAAUGCUUCAAGUAUUCAAGGUCGGUAUAUAGCUUGUAUCCAGAGAGACCAGUUUAUUACAAAUAAUAGUCUUAAAGAUUACUUGCUUGCAAGUAAAUUACGAGCAUGUUCAAUAUGUAUUUCAGCAUUUUGAAUAGAUCUGUAACCGCCGUCUUGUCAUUCAAAAACUUCAUUGAUAAAUACUUUUCAAAUAUUUUAAUUUACAAAAUGACUUCG
This is a messenger RNA of Morus notabilis, 6275 nucleotides long. Its product is annotated as DNA-directed RNA polymerase II subunit 1. Gene Ontology annotation, molecular function: DNA binding. The record is from RefSeq and is a predicted model, not a curated record. The transcript has 16 exons. Bases 246 to 5804 code for a protein of 1852 amino acids. Gene Ontology annotation, biological process: transcription by RNA polymerase II. NCBI's taxonomy places the organism in Eukaryota, Viridiplantae, Streptophyta, Magnoliopsida, Rosales, Moraceae. Gene Ontology annotation, cellular component: RNA polymerase II, core complex.